Molecule: messenger RNA, 12153 nt
Organism: Peromyscus maniculatus bairdii (prairie deer mouse)
Lineage: Eukaryota; Metazoa; Chordata; Mammalia; Rodentia; Cricetidae
Gene: Pcnx1
Product: pecanex 1
Cellular component (GO): membrane
Source: RefSeq, a predicted model, not a curated record
CAAGAUGGCGGCGGGCCGGAGCCGGGCCUCCUCCUCCUCCUCCUCCUCCUCACCACUCUCAGCCCCGCCGAUUGCCGCCGCCUCCUCCCCCGUCUCCUCCUCCUCCUCCUCCUGCAACAGCAACUGCGAGCGCUGCGGCGCCGGGCCGCUCUCCCGGAGCUCGGGAGGGGGCUAGACCGGGCCGCGGGCGCGCAGGCGACGAGGCCGAAGCUGGGGCCGGGGCGGGGACGGCGGCGGCGGUGGCGGCGGCGACGCCGGGUGGGGAUGGGGUCGCAGACGCUGCAGAUCCUCCGGCAGGGGGUGUGGGCCGCGCUCAGCGGCGGCUGGUACUACGACCCGCACCAGGCCACCUUCGUGAACGCGCUCCACCUCUACCUGUGGCUCUUUCUGCUCGGCCUGCCCUUCACGCUUUACAUGGCCCUUCCUUCUUCCAUGAUUAUAGUAGCAGUUUAUUGUCCCGUGGUAGCUGCUGUUUUCAUUGUUCUGAAGAUGGUCAACUAUCGACUGCACAGAGCACUUGAUGCUGGAGAAAUUGUGGAUAGGCGCACAAAUGAGUUCCCAGAUCAGCGAGCCAAAGCCGAACAAGGCAACUGUUCAACCAGGAGGAAAGACAGCAAUGGUCCCAGCGAUCCUGGUGGAGGGAUUGAGAUGUCGGAAUUCAUCCGAGAGGCCACCCCUCCGGUCGGCUGCAGUUCAAGAAAUUCUUACGCUGGUCUAGACCCAAGCAACCAGAUUGGAUCUGGGUCCUCUCGACUUGGAACAGCAGCAACGAUUAAAGGAGACACAGACACUGCUAAGACUUCUGAUGACAUAAGUUUAAGUCUGGGCCAGAGCUCUAGUCUUUGUAAGGAAGGAAGUGAAGAACAAGAUUUGGCAACUGAUCGAAAGCUCUUCCGCUUGGUCUCCAAUGACUCCUUCAUCUCUAUUCAGCCUUCCUUGUCCUCUUGUGGACAGGACUUACCAAGGGACUUCAGCGACAAAGUGAGCCUGCCAAGUCAUAGCCAGCACCACCACGUCGAGCAGUCACUGUCCAGCGCCUGUGACACAGAAGUCGCUUCUCUUGUACCUUUACAUUCACACUCUUACAGGAAAGAGCACCGGCCACGAGGGGUGCCACGGACUUCCAGCUCUGCCGUGGCUUUUCCUGAUGCCUCACUGAAUGACUUUCCUCUUUACCAGCAGAGACGGGGAUUAGACCCAGUCAGUGAGUUAGACUCUUCUAAGCCCCAUUCGGGGUCCAGAGAGUCCUUAGUGGAAAAGUCUUGUCCACCUGCAGAAUUUCAGCCUGCUGGUGACUUGAGAAAAAGUAAUUCUCAACCACCCACAAAGUGUGGGAAGAGCAGAGCACUGAAUGCCGACAAAAGCGUGGACAGCCUGAGGAGCCUGAGUACACGGAGUAGUGGGUCCACUGAGAGCUACUGCAGUGGGACAGACAGGGACACCAACAGUACUCUGAGCAGCUACAAAAGUGAGCAGACCAGCUCCACUCACAUUGAGAGCAUCUUGUCUGAGCACGAGGAGUCUCCUCAAGUGGGGAAGAGGACCGCCAGGAAGAAGUGCUGUGCUGACUCGGCAGAAGAGAGGGGCCACGGUGCGGGGGACCAGAGGACUAGCAGCGACAAGGCUGCCCCAGAGGGGCGGGCAUCUGGCGGGCCUCCUGAGGACCCGGAUGCUCAGGCAUCUGGGGAGGGACCUGACCAGGUUGCUCCUAGCAGCUCUGCCUCCGAAGAUGCCAAUAAAAACCCCCAUGCAAAUGAGUUUACCGGCCCCGGGGACAGGCCAUCUGAGCCAAGUGCAGAGAGCAAAGAGGAGCAGAGUGAGAAGACCAGCAUUUCCACAGACUCCAGAGUUUGUAAAGACAGUGGUGGGAAGCAGAAGGAAGGCGAUGUCCGGCCCAAAUCCUCCAGCGUCAUCCACCGGACGGCCUCUGCCCACAAGCCAGGCAGGAGACGCACAGGAAAGAAGCGGGCCAGCAGUUUUGACUCCAGCCGCCACAGGGACUAUGUCUCCUUUCGAGGAGUCUCUGGAAGCAAGCCUCACAGUGCUGUGUUUUGCCAUGACGAGGACUCCAGUGAUCAAAGUGACCUGAGCAGAGCACCGAGUGUGCACUCUGCUCACCAGUUCAGCAGCGACAGCUCUUCCAGUGCCACCUCUCAUUCGUGCCAGUCUCCGGAGGGCAAAUACGGUGCCCUCAGGACCAAGCAUGGCCAUAAGGACCGGGGCACAGACUCAGACCACACACACAGAACUCAUCCAGGCCCUGAGGGAACCGCCAAAAAGAGGGCCACCCGCAGGACUUCCAGCACCAGCAGUGCCAAGACGCGGGCUCGGGUGCUGAGCUUGGACAGUGGCACUGUGGCCUGUUUGAAUGACGCCACCAGGCUGCUGGCACCCGAGAGCAUAAAGCCCUUAACCACGUCAAAGUCCGAUCUCGAGGCCAAAGAGGGGGAGGUGCUGGAUGAGCUCUCUUUACUGGGCCGGGCUUCCCAGCUAGAGACAGUCACUCGGUCUAGGAACAGUUUGCCAAGCCAGGCUGCAUUUCCUGAAGGGCAAGAGCAAGAUGCAGCCCCUGGAGCAGCACAGGCCAGCGAGGAGACAGUGGCUUUUCGCCGGGAACGCAGUACAUUUAGGCGCCAGGCAGUACGGCGCCGGCACAAUGCAGGGAGUAACCCUACCCCUCCUACCUUGCUCAUCGGAUCACCCCUAAGCCUUCAAGAUGGUCAGCAAGGCCAGCAGUCCACAGUCCAGGUCAAAGUCCAGUCCCGCCCCCCAUCCCAGGCCGCAGUGCUCAGUGCUAGUGCCUCCUUGCUGGUGAGAAAAGGGAGUGUCCACUUAGAAGCCUCACAUGACCAUGCGUCUGCUGUAGGCGGCAGCAGUUUGCACGAUGAACUUGGGAAGUUGUCAUCUACGCUGUAUGAGACUGGUGGCUGUGACAUGUCACUUGUGAACUUCGAACCAGCAGCAAGAAGAGCGUCCAAUAUCUGUGACACAGAUUCUCAUGUAUCAAGUUCUACCUCAGUUCGAUUUUAUCCACAUGAUGUGUUUUCUCUCCCACAGAUUCGGUUGAACAGACUGUUGACCAUUGACACAGAUCUGCUGGAGCAGCAGGACAUUGAUCUCAGCCCCGACUUGGCAGCCACUUACGGCCCCACCGAAGAAGCUGCCCAAAAAGUUAAACAUUAUUACCGCUUUUGGAUCCUACCCCAGCUGUGGAUUGGCAUUAACUUUGACAGGCUCACUCUUUUGGCACUGUUUGAUAGAAACCGUGAGAUCCUGGAGAAUAUAUUAGCUGUUGUCCUGGCUAUUCUCGUGGCUUUUUUGGGAUCCAUUCUUCUCAUCCAAGGCUUCUUCAGAGACAUCUGGGUGUUCCAGUUCUGCCUGGUGAUAGCUAGCUGCCAGUACUCGCUGCUCAAGAGUGUCCAACCAGAUUCUUCUUCUCCCAGACAUGGUCAUAAUCGUAUCAUUGCCUACAGUAGGCCAGUUUACUUCUGUUUAUGUUGUGGUCUUAUUUGGCUCUUGGAUUAUGGCAGUAGAAACCUAACUACAAGCAAGUUCAAAUUAUAUGGAAUAACUUUCACCAAUCCACUGGUGCUUCUAUCAGCCAGGGAUUUGGUUAUAGUGUUUACACUCUGUUUCCCAAUAGUAUUUUUCAUUGGUCUCCUGCCUCAGGUGAACACUUUUGUAAUGUACCUUUGUGAACAAUUGGACAUCCAUAUCUUUGGUGGAAAUGCCACCACCAGCCUGCUUGCAGCGCUGUACAGUUUCCUCUGCAGCAUCGUGGCCGUGGCCUUGCUGUAUGGGCUGUGCUAUGGAGCUCUAAAGGAUUCAUGGGAUGGCCAGCACAUUCCAGUGCUUUUCUCCGUUUUUUGUGGUUUGUUAGUGGCCGUGUCCUAUCAUCUCAGCCGACAAAGCAGUGAUCCAUCUGUCCUCUUCUCUCUGAUGCAAUCCAAGAUUUUUCCAAAAACUGAAGAGAAAAACCCAGAAGACCCCCUGUCUGAAGUGAAAGACCCACUGCCGGAAAAGCUUAGCAAUUCUGUUAGUGAGCGUUUGCAGUCCGACCUGGUGGUGUGUGUUGUCAUCGGUGUGCUGUACUUCGCCAUCCACGUGAGCACCGUGUUCACAGCGUUGCAGCCUGCUCUCAAGUAUGUGCUCUACGCACUGGUUGGCUGUGUGGGGUUUGUAACCCAUUACGUGUUGCCUCAAGUGAGGAAACAGCUGCCCUGGCACUGCUUCUCCCGUCCUCUGCUGAAGACAGCCGAGCACAACCAGUACGAAGUCCGAAAUGCAGCCACUAUGAUGUGGUUUGAAAAACUUCACGUGUGGCUUCUGUUUGUGGAGAAGAAUAUCAUCUAUCCGCUGAUUGUCCUCAAUGAACUCAGCAGCAGCGCAGAGACAAUCGCUAGCCCGAAGAAACUGGACGCAGAGUUGGGAGCUUUGAUGAUCACCAUCGCUGGCCUGAAGCUGCUGCGGUCCUCCUUCAGCAGCCCCACAUACCAGUACAUCACUGUCAUCUUUACUGUGCUCUUUUUCAAGUUUGACUAUGAAGCCUUAUCAGAGACCAUGCUGCUGGACCUCUUCUUUAUGUCCAUCCUGUUCAGCAAGCUCUGGGAACUCCUCUACAAACUCCAGUUCGUGUACACCUACGUCGCGCCUUGGCAGAUCACGUGGGGCUCUGCAUUCCAUGCUUUUGCUCAGCCCUUUGCGGUGCCCCACUCGGCCAUGCUGUUCGUCCAGGCGCUGGUGUCGGCCUUCUUCUCCACACCACUGACCCCCUUCCUCGGCAGUGCCAUCUUCAUCACCUCCUACGUGAGACCUGUCAAGUUCUGGGAGAGAGACUACAACACAAAACGUGUGGACCAUUCAAAUACCAGAUUGGCUUCUCAGCUUGAUAGAAAUCCAGGCUCAGACGACAACAACCUGAAUUCCAUCUUCUAUGAGCAUCUAACCAGAUCCCUACAGCACAGCCUGUGCGGUGAUUUGCUGUUGGGGAGGUGGGGAAACUGCAGCACCGGGGACUGUUUCAUCCUUGCCUCUGACUAUCUCAACGCAUUAGUACACCUCAUAGAGAUCGGCAACGGCCUGGUCACUUUCCAGCUGCGGGGACUUGAAUUCAGAGGUACCUACUGUCAGCAACGAGAAGUGGAAGCCAUCACAGAAGGCGUGGAAGAAGACGAAGGCUUCUGCUGUUGUGAGCCUGGCCAUGUUCCUCACGUGCUGUCCUUUAACGCUGCAUUUGGCCAGCGCUGGCUGGCUUGGGAAGUGGUGGUCACGAAGUACAUCCUGGAGGGCUACAGCAUCACGGACAACAGUGCUGCCUCCAUGCUCCAAGUCUUUGACCUCCGCAGAGUGCUUACCACUUACUACGUCAAGGGGAUCAUCUAUUAUGUGACAACCUCCUCUAAGUUAGAGGAGUGGCUGGCGAAUGAGACGAUGCAGGAAGGGCUGCGUCUGUGUGCUGACCAAAACUAUGUUGAUGUGGACCCGACUUUCAACCCAAACAUCGACGAAGACUAUGACCAUCGUCUGGCAGGCAUAUCUCGGGAGAGUUUCUGUGUGAUUUACCUCAACUGGAUAGAGUACUGCUCUUCCCGGAGAGCAAAGCCACUGGAUGUGGACAAAGAUUCCUCCCUGGUGACUCUUUGUUAUGGACUCUGUGUUCUGGGACGGAGAGCUUUGGGAACAGCCUCCCACCAUAUGUCCAGUAACCUGGAAUCGUUCCUCUAUGGAUUGCACGCCCUGUUUAAAGGGGACUUCAGGAUUUCUUCAGUCCGAGAUGAGUGGAUUUUUGCUGACAUGGAACUGUUGAGAAAAGUUGUAGUGCCUGGAAUCCGGAUGUCCAUUAAACUCCAUCAGGACCACUUCACUUCUCCGGAUGAGUACGACGACCCCACUGUGCUCUACGAAGCCAUCGUGUCUCAUGAAAAGAACCUUGUGAUCGCCCACGAAGGGGACCCUGCAUGGCGGAGUGCAGUCCUUGCCAACUCUCCCUCCUUGCUGGCUCUGCGGCAUGUCAUGGACGAUGGUACCAAUGAGUACAAGAUCAUUAUGCUCAACCGACGCCACCUGAGCUUCAGGGUCAUCAAGGUGAACAAGGAAUGUGUCCGAGGUCUCUGGGCAGGGCAGCAGCAGGAGCUUGUUUUCCUCCGGAACCGGAACCCCGAGAGAGGCAGCAUCCAGAAUGCAAAGCAGGCCCUGCGAAACAUGAUAAACUCGUCUUGUGAUCAGCCUAUUGGCUACCCGAUCUUUGUGUCACCCCUGACAACGUCUUACUCCGACAGCCAUGACCAGCUCAAAGAAAUUCUUGGGGGACCAAUCAGCUUGGGGAAUAUCCGGAACUUCAUAGUGUCCACCUGGCACAGGUUAAGGAAGGGUUGUGGAGCUGGCUGUAACAGUGGUGGCAAUAUUGAAGAUUCUGACACUGGAGGUGGGACUUCCUGUCCUGGGAACAAUGCAGCCACGGUCAGUGACCCCCAUGGCAACGUGUCCCAGGGGAGCACUGGGAACCCGGGACAGGCAGCAGGGUCAGGACUGCACCCGCCCACCACAUCGUACCCGCCAACACUAGGCACUAGCCACAGCGCCCACUCGGUGCAGUCCAGCCUGGUCAGACAGUCCCCAGCGCGAGCCUCCAUGGCCAGCCAGUCUUCCUACUGCUACGGCAGCCGGCACUCGUCCCUCCGGAUGUCCACCACGGGCUUCGUGCCCUGCCGGCGCUCCUCCACCAGCCAGAUAUCACUCCGAAACCUGCCGUCCUCCAUCCAGUCCCGCCUCUCCAUGGUGAACCAGAUGGAGGCCACCAGCCAGGGCGGCGUGGCCUGUCUGCAGCACGGCCUGCCCUCCUCCAGCAGCUCCAGCCAAAGCAUCCCAGCCUGCAAGCACCACACCCUCGUGGGCUUUCUUGGGGCAGAGGGCAGCCAGAGCAGCGCCACUGAGGCCCCGCCAGGCAGCGCCUUCAGUCCUGCCAACGGAUCCCAUGCCAGGAAGGGGGAGGUGAUUUACAGAGUCCAGAUUGUGGAUCUCAGUCAGAUUCUGGAAGGGAUUAACCUGUCAAAAAGGAAAGAGCUGCAGUGGCCUGAUGAAGGAAUUCGGUUAAAAGCUGGGAGAAACAGCUGGAAAGACUGGAGUCCCCAGGAGGGCAUGGAAGGCCAUGUGAUUCACCGAUGGGUGCCUUGCAGCAGAGACCCAGGUACAAGGUCCCACAUCGACAAGACAGUGCUCCUGGUCCAGAUUGAUGAUAAAUACGUGACUGUCAUUGAAACUGGGGUCCUGGAACUGGGGGCAGAAGUGUGAGCCUGCAUCGUGCACCUGUGUUCCUUUCUCGAGAGAGAGUAAGGCUGCAGAAGACCCCCUGCGGGACUGGCUGCCCUUCCCAGCCAAGACUUGAACAGUGGCCUGGUUAAGCGCCUCCACCCGACUCCUGUCACUGUCUCCACCCCCAAAUAAAGCCGAACUAUUUUUUUAAGUUAGCUGCAUGAAAGGCAAAUCUGUCGGAGCCUGUCUCUGAAAGGCUCUCUAUGCAUUUAUGCUUUAACCCACAGGCUCUUGUCUCUAACUCUGAGCUCAUAUUUUUCUAAUUUCUUUGCCAAAAACAGUUGCCAUGGUUUUUGUCGUAGAAAAUGAAAUCCAUUGACCAUGAUUUUUACAAACAGACCCAUGUGGAAACAUUCAGUUUGACACAUAACAGUAUAAAAGUAUAAUGUACAGUGAGAAAGAUGAUGAAUAGACGUAGGUUUAUCUUAUUCCUUGAAAGCUAAAAACUUUAAUGAAAAAAACUGCACUAAUUUUUUACAGCAAUGCACUAAAUCUGAGAUUUCUCAGAACAUUUAUUUAUAUAUAAAAAUAAAAUACCAUUAUUUAAAUUGCCUUCAGGAUUAGCCCCCCUCCCCCGACCCAUAGCCCCCAGGACCUGCUGGUCCUUUUCUGUUAGUGUGCUGGACUCUGGAGACACACACAUAGCUUCAUCCCUGACUUUUCCCAGAGCUGGUGACAGAGGAUCGGCCUGGCGAGCGCCACCGCCAGCCGCCCUCUCUCUUCUCAAGUGUGCCACGCCUCUCCAGCUGGGGCCAGGCUCUGGAGUUACUUCUGGAACAUGCUUUUGCUUUUCAAGAUGACGAAGGCCCAGGAACUUGAAGGAUCGGUUGCCUUUUGUUUGAAGAGUUCCUAGCUCUUGAAGUUACUCAUGAAGUUCGGUUUCUCAAGUAAAAGUUUUUCAAACAAAAUUGUCUAUGUGGCGCAAUUCUUGCUCUGUCGUCUUUAGCAGUUCCGCACUUUGCUUCCUCCGUGUUCCUUUUCUAUUACUUGAAUUGAUUUCCUGUGAUUUAUGGUGUAUACCUGUCAUUUAAGAUAUUUAUAACUGUGCAAUUGACUUAAUUCAUAUGUUGUCUCAUAAAUUAUAUUGGUUUUUAAGGAGCAUGUAUUCAGGGAAUUCUGUACCUUGGAUUUACAGUGAGGCUGCGUGCAAACUACAGUUUAGGUUUCAUUUGCAACUUGGAGCAUUUUUAAAAUGCUUGAAAUUCCCCUUGUUUUAAACUCCAAAGAAAAUCGCCCGUCUCCUCAGAGCACCUGGGAGCAGCCAUCUGUCUCCCCAUGGACAGACCGCAGAAAGAAGCUGGUCAUCUGUCUGAGCUGUGACCAUUCCAACGUGUGGCACUGGCCAGUUGACUCGGUGGCGUCUGUGUGAGGCCACACGGAUGUAAUACCUUCUGAGGGGAGAGGAGAGAGCUGUUGUUCCCACUGACUAGGAUCCAGGUGUCACGUGUGGCCUGACGGGACAGGAGACAGGAUGAGAGCUGGCGGCGGCAGCCGGGAGGAGUCUUCCCACACCUGUGCUUCAAACCCUGUUCGUUUCCCCGUGUUACUCUCGAAAUCGGUGGUCGUUCCGAACCCAAUGUGCCUUGUAUUGACGUUUCCAUAGACUUUAAACUUUGCAGACUUUAUUGUUGAAAACUAUUUGUCAGAUGACUUAUUGAUCCUUUACAAAAGGAGCCCUUUCUAUCUCUAAAUUGACCACUUUACGGUGUCUCUUCCCGCUUCUGGUCCUCUGUUCUGUUGCCUCAUUUGGGCAGAUCCUUGCUGUACAGUGUGUUCCGUGGUGGUCUUUCUGACGCUAAGCACCCAGCCUGUGUGUCCGUGUUUCAAACCUCUCAAAGGACUUUGUGCUCCCUGCUGCUGGUUCCCUUCCCUGCUCAGAACCGAGUCUGAUCUUUUCAUGACUGUUCCUAGGCGGAGAAGUAAGUGGAGGGUUUGCCGUCUAAGGAGGAAGAUGAUCUGUCUUGCCACAGAGAAAGCAUCAGAAGAUGAACUUUAGAUGAUUUGGUCAAAGGUCAGAAUUCUGUUUAUGCCGAGUCCCUCUCAUGAUUGUUAGGUAUUAAAUGCUCUGGAAGUAAGAUCCCACAUGUAAGACGGGGUUCUGUAUGGAACAUGUAUAUCAUCAAGUCUUAAUUUGGGAAAGUUGGACAUUUUUCUUGAAACAAGGUAUUGUUGUUACUAUAUAACUUUAUUAAAUUUAUAAAUUAGGAACCCUAAGAGAAGUCUUGUUUUUAGUUUUUUAAUCUAAAACUGAUAACCUUAAAAAAAUACUUUUCUAAUUUUAGCAGGGAGGAUAGCGAUAAUUGAAGAUUUGUGUCUGAAGAUUAAAUUUAUUAUAGAUUCUUUGUCUCCCAGUACCCACCUAGAUAGCAAGUUAGUAUUUUAGAUUUUCUGCUUAGCAUUUCUCACUAAAGUACAAAACUCCAGCAUACUUCAGUGCUUUUAACGUAAUUUUGCAAGUAGUUGAAACAACUUUUUAUUUCCUUUAGAUAGAGCUGCACCAUUGAAGUCUCUGAUUUUCUUUCUUAUCUUGCCCCACUUUGAGUGGACAAUCCUGGAAUGGCCUUGAUUUCAUCUUUAAUGACAAAAAUUAAAAACAAAACAACCAACUAUUUGUACCCCUAAACGAGGCUUUUGAUGACUCUUUCAGCCCAUAUCGUGGUGGGAACUCCCCUUCUACACCAUUUUCCAGAGCCAAAAAUACUUUUCAAGUGUGUCUUUUGCUAAGGAGCUUUACUUUGUCCUUGAGGCUAGAUUAGCAUGCAGUGGUGUGGCACAUGGGACUUGGGAGGGUAGAGAUGAGGCGAUGUGGAAGCUUUACAAGAAGACAGUAAUUACUUCUGAGGCGAGUGGGCAAGCAUUCCGUGUUCUGACUUCUGUUUCCGCUGGCAGGGGAUAAAAUUCCAUUAGAUUGGAGGUGUUUUGAAAAAAAAAUUUUUUUGAAGUAUAUUGAUAAUACUUCCAGUGCUUGAACCAGAAGAGAACAGACAAUAUUUCUCUCUUGAAAGACAUAGAAAAUGACUCUGGGUACUGAAUGUUAAACAGUGCCCAUGCAAAUUCUUAUAUAGGAAACCAUAGGUCAUUAUGAACUCGUUCUGAAUUAGUUUUUGUGUCUCCUAUGAAAUAAGCCUCACACUUGAGCAAGGGUCACAUGCCCUUUGUAAAUUCUGCUUAGUUUCCUACCAGCAUCUUUCUGCCUCAGCCUAGAACUCACCUGAUGGGUUGCAGUCUUGAGGAAUUCAUCAAAAAGUGGGUCUUUAAUAUUUGCCCAGUGUCUAAAAUUAUCUCUCUUUUUAGCUAAAUUUCUAUCAUCUUUUGUUCUAAAUAUGUGACUUGAAAAAAAAAUAGUGUUAUGGGAGAAUUCUUUGAAUUUAUGUUUACUAGCUAUCAAAAUAUAAACUGCUGUCCAGUGUGUUAAUUACUUUUAUAUUUAAGUACUUUCUCAUUAAUACAAGCAAAUUUAUUUCUGGGUUUUUAUUUUUUUAAGUCCUCAGUAGUCUUUCUCAUCUCUUGUAGUAAUUAUAUAAAGUUACUUUGGACACAGACUCACUUCACUUUUCUUGUGAGACAAUACACUGUUCAGAUAAGCUUGGUCCCUUCUUCUAGAGCCAUUUUCUUUAACUCCAAGAUGAAUGGAAAUUCAGUAAAGACUUAAAAUGGUGCAUGGAGCCUGCUGUUGGCCUUUGAACUUUCUCUUUCAGUCUUAGAUGGAUAUUGAGUUUUACUGAUCAGGAGAAAGGUAAAUUAGAUUCUGCAGUGUGUUUCAGGUGGUACAGAUUUGAAUAUGUUGGAUACACAGGCAUUUUAUAAAAUAAGUAUUUAAGUCCAGGCCUUUUCCUCAUUCUCUUUUAAAAUCAUCUUGUCGAUGAACACCCAAGCUGUCUCAUUUGAAACUUGUUAACCUAUUCACUAGCUGUAAUCAGAAAGGAAUUGGUUAUCAAAUAGGUCUGGAAGGCUCUAACCUGGCUUGAAUAGAGAGGUCUAUUUUCUGUAAUGAGUCACCUCCCCAGAGUUACCUGUCAAGAACUGUGUGGUAAGAGUUUCUUUUUCUUGCCUAGAAACAGCUGUCUGUCCUUUCUGAAUUGGGUCAGACGCUCAUCUGUAAGCUGAACAUCCUGAUGUGCCACUUUGUGGACUCAGCGUAGAAUUGCCCAUGACUCAAGCUGAUGGUCAUGCAGGGUUACACACAGCUUGGACGUCAUACUUAGGCCUAUUAUAUAGGCUCUCCCUCUUCUUCUGAUUCAUUGGAACCAGUAGGAGUAACAGAGGUCCUCUGACAGGUGGUGAGGGUGAGUCUGCAUUACCUGCACAUCUGCACCACAGAGACAAGAUGGCUGCUCCAGAUGACUCUUGGGGUCGGUGUGCUUGUUUUUGAACAAAAUUCUUUGUAUGUGAAGCUUGAGUCGGAAACCAAAACAAUAGAAAUGGGAGAGUUGUAUCGGCUCGUGCUUUUUUAAAGCUCUACUUUCAGGACAUUGUCAACAUUGAUUACAUUAACCCUGUUCAAGUCUGGCAGCGAGUUCUGCGUGAGGAAAAGGAAGAAGGGAUAUGUUAGAAAUGGUUGGGGGUGAGUGGAUCUGUAAAAGGAGGACAGCUUUCCCUUUUCUGAUCAUGGGCUCUGAAAGGUCAUUGCCUUUACCAGCAUUCAGUAUACACCCGAGAUAAGGCUAUGUGUCCUUGCGCGUGUCUGUGAGUGUGUGUGAGUGUUACUGUAAACUGCUUGUAAAUACUGUAGUUGUAUAAAAUGGAAAAUAAAGCUGAGAGGUCUUUUGACAUAUAUUCAUCAGAAAAAAUACAGUAUUGGCCGUGGAUAAAAACACAGGAAAUAAACCUUUUUCAUUUUGC